AAUGUGUCACCUGACAUGAUGAAGCUCAUCAUUGAGUUUGCCUACACUGGCUCUGUUCCUGUGACACAAGAGAAUGUAAAGGAGCUGUUCAAAGCUGCGGAUCAGUUCAUUGUCGAGGGCAUUAUACAGGCCUGCUGUGACCUCCUGGAGAAGCAGCUGACCCCACAGAACUGCAUCGGCAUGUGGUGGUUCACAGACUUUUAUUACACCCCUGAAAUGAAACACAAGGUGUUCCUCUUCCUCCUGAAUCGCUUUGAGGAGGUUGCUGCCACCUCAGAAGAGUUCCUGCAGCUCUCUGCGCAGGAACUUGUCAAAAUCAUUGAGGAUGACCGACUCAAUGUGAAGCAGGAGAAGACGGUGCUCUCAGCCAUCCUUCGCUGGAUCACCUACGCAACUGAGGAACGCAAAGAAUACAUCCCCCUGCUUUUAUCCAAAGUCAGGCUGGCUUUAAUGAGUCCAGAAUACAUCACAGACAGCGUGAGCAACAACGAACUGGUGAAAGCAAGUGAAGACUGUCAACCAAUUCUCCUCAUGACCCUGGAGACCAUGCUUCACCUCCGAACAAAUAGAGUCUGUGACUCCAUUACCUGUAACCCUUUGGCCCGCCCACGACUGCCCCCUGCCAUCCUGUUGGCUUUUGGGGGAUGGAGCAACGGCGGCCCAACCAAUUGCAUUGAGGCGUACGAUGUCCGUGCUGACUGCUGGGUCAAUGUAACAGACAAUGAGGAGGAUCCCAGGACCUACCAUGGCACAGUUUUCCUAGAUGGAUCGGUUUACGCUAUUGGUGGCUUUGACAAUGUUGAGCGUCUCAGCUCUGUGCACAGGUUUGACCUGGGCACACAGACCUGGCAGAAGGUGUCACCAAUGCAUUCAAGACGCUGCUUUGUAAGCGUAACUGUGAUGGACGGGUCCAUAUACGCCAUUGGAGGUUAUGAUGGACAUGAACGACUCCAAACUGCUGAGUGCUAUCAGCCCAAAUCCAACCAGUGGACUUUCAUUGCACCCAUGCACGAGCAGAGGAGUGACGCCAAAUGUACAGCUCUCCGUGGCAGGGUGUACAUUUGCGGUGGUUUCAAUGGGAAUGAGUGCCUGUCAACAGCUGAAUGUUACAACCCAGAGACCAACCAGUGGACACUGAUCGCUAACAUGGGUGAAAGGCGCAGUGGAGCUGGGGUCAUCGCCUAUGCAGACCGUGUCUAUGUGGUUGGCGGUUUCAGUGGAAACACUCGUCUGCGCACUGCCGAGGCCUACAACGCCAACACUGACACCUGGCACACUGUGCCCUCCAUGAUGAGCAGCACCCGCACUAACUUUGGCAUCGAAGUGAUCGAUGACAGUCUCUUUGUGGUCGGGGGCUACAACGGCCUCACCACCAUCCCUUACGCUGAGCGCUAUGAUGUCAACACCGGUGAGUGGUCUGAUGUCUGUGACAUGGGGAUCUCCCGCAGCGGCCUGGGCUGCUGCGUGGUGUAUGGUAUCCCCAACCUGGCCGAGUACGCUGCCCCUCAUCACAACUUGCAAUUCUCUGUGGAGGAUGAUGAAGUGGAGUAA
Messenger RNA from Epinephelus lanceolatus (giant grouper), 1551 nucleotides. Its product is annotated as kelch-like protein 10. The record is from RefSeq and is a predicted model, not a curated record. Lineage: Eukaryota; Metazoa; Chordata; Actinopteri; Perciformes; Serranidae. Gene Ontology annotation, molecular function: protein binding.